UGGAGCUGAACCACACGCUCUGUGAAGCUAGGAGUUUAGAGUUUGGUGCGCGCAUCUUAGCAUAAAAGGAGCCGUGGCGGAAACCACCGUUAAACGCCGGAGAUACGAUCGUAUUCCUCCAUAUUCUUCGAAUUAAAGAAGACUGUGUCCGACCCAAAUAUCAGUGUCUGACACCGCGUCAUAGGCGCUUCCGACGGGUGUCCGUGUCCGGUGCGCUUCCGACGCGGGGAAGCGCGGCUCCAACACCGUGCGGGAUCGGAGAUGAAAGUGAAGAUCUUGCAUUACCAUGUUUGAAUAGUUAAGGUUAGAGAAGAUGAAAAGUAAGGAGGGAUUGAAAAUAAUUUUAAGGAGGAAAAAAGUUGCGGUAUGGCACGGUAUUGUUUCGUGGACUUGGGAUGCUCAAGAUGAAACGUGUGGGAUCUGUAGAAUGGCCUUUGAUGGAUGUUGUCCAGACUGUAAACUUCCAGGGGAUGACUGUCCUCUGAUUUGGGGUGUAUGCAAUCAUGCGUUUCAUUUGCAUUGUAUCCUGAAAUGGGUUAAUUCUCAAACAUCACAAGCGCAUUGCCCCAUGUGCCGUCGUGAAUGGCAGUUUAAAGGAUAAGAACAUUGGCUUUUUCCCUUAAGGGUGACUACUGAACAUUGUAAAUGUGAUCUUGUUAAUUUGAAUAUACUUCUUCAAUUUUACCAUGCAUAUAAAUGUACUGGGUUGUGAUUAGUGUUGUAUUGUGCCUCUCCAUGGGUUGAAGGGUUCUUAUUUAUAUUUAGUUAUUCCUUUUUAUCAUGAUUA
Vigna unguiculata (cowpea) is the source of this 787-nucleotide messenger RNA. Its product is annotated as anaphase-promoting complex subunit 11. Gene Ontology annotation, molecular function: cullin family protein binding; zinc ion binding; ubiquitin protein ligase activity. Gene Ontology annotation, cellular component: anaphase-promoting complex. The record is from RefSeq and is a predicted model, not a curated record. Lineage: Eukaryota; Viridiplantae; Streptophyta; Magnoliopsida; Fabales; Fabaceae. Gene Ontology annotation, biological process: anaphase-promoting complex-dependent catabolic process.